GGUGGAGGAACCAUUGCUACAAUAAGAGGUGUUUUUGAUCCCAAAUACACUGACUUUGAUAUCUUGAAUGCUGAUGCUGUGAAUGGUCAGAUGGAUCUUGAGAUAGUAAACGCUCAGUACGAAGAUGAAGGGACAUAUUUAUGUGAGAUUAAUGCUGAUUUAUCUGAUCCGGCAACACUUACUGUGGAAGCUCAAGUAACAAGUGUGACAAUCACAGUAAAUGGAGCAUCUGGUUCACCCGUUGAUGUGAUGGCUGGUGAGGAACAAACGCUUGUCUGCACAGCCUUUGGUGCCAGACCGCGUGUAGGAAUAGACUGGACCAAUGAUGGGACCAGUCUCUCUGGUGAUACUGAGGCAGAAAGUGUCAAUGGAGAUACAACUGAUACUAUUAGCACUCUCCUAUACACUCCAACUAGGAAUGAUAAUGGUCAUCAGUUUAGAUGUGAAACAACAGGACAGGAAGCUGCAACACCUCAAUCACAAUCAGUCACCCUCAAUGUGCAGUUUGCCCCAGUUGAUGUAAUGGCAGAGUACAGUCAAGGUACAAUUACCUGUUCAUCCACUGCUAACCCAACCGUAGCUAACAACCAGUAUGUCAUCACUCUGACUGACACAGAGACAUCGAAUGGGAAGACAUUGACCUAUGAUCCUGAGAUGAAUGGCUGUACAUCAGUCAAGUGUACCGCUACCAAUGCCAUAGGAACAGCAACUCGCUCGCUAGCAGAACAUCUAUGUCCGGGUAUAUAA
Messenger RNA from Asterias rubens (European starfish), 747 nucleotides. Its product is annotated as kin of IRRE-like protein 2. Gene Ontology annotation, biological process: cell-cell adhesion. The annotation marks the transcript as partial. NCBI's taxonomy places the organism in Eukaryota, Metazoa, Echinodermata, Asteroidea, Forcipulatida, Asteriidae. Gene Ontology annotation, molecular function: cell adhesion molecule binding. Gene Ontology annotation, cellular component: cell-cell junction. The record is from RefSeq and is a predicted model, not a curated record. The transcript is spliced from 3 exons.